Molecule: messenger RNA, 2388 nt
Organism: Prorocentrum cordatum
Lineage: Eukaryota; Dinophyceae; Prorocentrales; Prorocentraceae
Source: the annotation of a GenBank genome assembly
AUGAGCAUUGGUGACAUGCGCACGCUUUCCUCGGGCCACACCGAUCUUCACGUCCGCAUUGCUGUUGGCGAGGCUGCCGAUGAAGGGCGCACUCUCUUCGCGCAGCAGGGCGUCUCUGCUGGCCAGGUCAUCCUGCGAGAGAAACCCGCGAUUGUUGCAGCAUCCAGAGACGAGUUGAGCGAACGCAUUGCCGCGGCCCUUGCGGAGAACGGCGAUUGUCUGGCUCCUGCGGUCUCUGGCAACUCCGAGGCUUGCGAGGGAAGCCGUGCUUCCGAGGUUGUUUCAUUGUACAGCUUCGAUUUUUUGGAUGGUGGCCAUGUGGCCAUUUUCCGCAUCAUUGGUCUUCUGAACCACGCUUGCGCUGGAUCGGAGGAGGCGAAUUGUUGUCUUUCUGUGCCCUUCGACGCUGGCACGGUACGGGAAAAUCAAUCCGUUGCAUUGAUGGCUGUGCGUCCCAUCUUGGCUGGAGAGGCAUUACGAAUGUCUUAUAUAUGUCCUUUCGCGCCUUUAGCUCGGUUGAGGGAGCUUGAGUCUGCUCACGGGUUUCGAUGUAAAUGUUCGUGUUGUCGCAAAGGGCCCCCAUGCCUCAUGGUGCCUUCUUGUGCUGGCUGUGGAACGUGCGAGGCUACCUUGAGACGGUGUGGUGGUUGUAAGGCAGUGUUCUAUUGUUCGGAGACCUGCCAGAGAACGCAUCGUGCUGAGCAUCGACCAGCUUGCGUACGAAAAACGUCUACUGGAGCAGAAACGCCAAUUGAGCAAGAGCAGCGUUCCUUUUUGGAAGUUGCCGAAGCUGAGUUCGAUAGAGCGAUGGACGCCAGUGAUACAGCGUUGGAGGUGGCAUCAGCCGCAUUGAGGGAUCGGAAACGUCUCGUCGGGGAGUCGGAUUUGGAAAGCAGCUUGCAUCUGGCCAGGAAAUUUCUUAGGUGUUACUCGUCCACUGCCUCCUCGCCAAUACUUGGCAAGCAUUGUUUGCGCUUAGCCCGAGGCCAUCCUUUCGUGUACUACGUUCAGGGCAACGCAGUGAAACAAGUCCUGACACGUUUGGCAAUGCGAAUGCGAUUGCGCGGCUCGGAACCGAGAUUCGGGUGUGGGGGCUUGGCCAGGCAGGCUCGUGAUUGGUUGCUUGAUUGUAUUGCCAGUGUAUCGGCGGUAUUGCCCCGGUUCCACAUUGAAUUAUUGAGUCUUCUCAGGGAUAUCGGCGAUCUGAGGCAGUUGUCAGUAGACCUUUUGAGUCUUGCUGCCGACCUGGCUGUAUGGGGGACAGAUGAUGAGGGCAGAAUCAGUGAGGACGGCUUGGCGGAUGUGGCCCAUUGGGCUGUGAAGAUUUUGGCAGAUUAUAAAGAUGUCCUGGCAGCGUAUGGCGAACGUUUGGCGGACGUAGCAGGUGCUGGCGAACUUGACCCAGAAGAUAGCGAUGUCCUUGUAGAUAGUGACUCUCCAAAGGGUGCGCAAUGCUUGCAAAAUGGUAUUGAUGCAUCCGUACUGGAAGAUUUCCAACGGGACUUGCAGAUGUUUAAUGACAAGUUCGGGGCAAGCGUCAGAUGGUGUGGUGGCCGUGUGGAUGGCCUUGCUGAUUUGUCAAGGGAACCGUUCGAAGAGUUGAAGCGCCUCUGCAGUUUCUAUACUGGUCGUUUGCCCGAAGGCCAUGGUGAUGGUGUCGACACAGCGGACGGUUCCGAUAAGAAUGGUUUCGAUGAUGCGGUCGAGGGCAAUGCAGAUGAAGAGCCCCUUCGUUUUCAGCAAGGGGACCGUGUGAUAAGCAAUUUGGGCUUGUAUUGGUCAUCUGGAAAGAUUAUCGAUGUUGACGUUGUUGAUCCAAGCGACCUUGAUGGACCAAGGCUUCCAUAUCUCAUCAAGCUUGAUCCCGAGGCAGGCUUCAAAGAGCCGAUGUCUGUAGCUGUUGACGACGACAGCACUGUGCGACGGGAGGUCUGCUUCCACGCGGACACGGAGGUGCAGUUUACAAAGGCAUCAGCGCAGCUCGUGGACUCGAGACCGUCGAAUGUUAAGUUGCGUUUUGAGGUUGGCACGCGUGUGGGUUGCCGCAUUCGCGACACCGAAGAUGCUGUCUCCGUUUGGGGGCGCGGCCAGAUUGUGGAGGAUUGGCCGUUGCUGCCACCCCCGCAUCAGCUGCCCUAUGGCCGGAGAACUGCGCGUGUCGUGCCGUAUUUGGUGAAGCUUGAUUCGGGACAAUUUGUUUAUGCACAUCGUGACGAUCACACGUUGAUACGUUUGGAGGAAUACAUUCCUCAAUCCAUGGGGAGAGGCAUCGCAGCCCGUUUCGAGAGUCGCAGGGAAGCCGACGGUUCCAUAGUUCGUCUUGAUCAUUAUACGAUGCGGGGAAAGAAGCUGGAGGGCGAAGACGCAGAUGAUGAUGGCGGUGACUGA